AUGGUUGUGAAUUAUUUCCUUAGUUUAUCGAUUAUACUCUUCUUCGGAUCCUACGAAGUGAAUUCGUUAAAUCCAAGAUUUGUUGGUAGCGAUGUUGCUUCUAUAAAUAAUUAUCCUUAUCAAUUAAGUAUUUAUUUUGGUCGUAACGAUGUAUGCGGUGCUACUAUAAUUGCUCCAAAAUGGGCCAUCACAUCAGCUUACUGUUUGCAAUGGAAAAUUCCUCAGAUGAUAAAUCUUCGAGCUGGAAGUAACCAAACUCAAAGUGGUGGUGCUGUUUAUAAAGUUUACAAUUUCGUCGUACAUCCAAAAUAUAAUAGAACUAGUUCCGAAUAUGAUGUCGCUUUAUUAAAUUUGACUACACCUUUCGUUUAUGGAAAAACUGUCAGACCUAUUCCGAUAAUACAAGAAAAUAAGAAUGUAACAUCUGGUACACCAGCUGUUAUUACUGGUUGGGGUUAUGUUUCGAAUAGUGGUCCAUCUUUUUCUUCUACUCUUCGUAAAAUGGUUCUGCCGAUUAUUGAACCGUCAUUUUGUCGACAAGAAUAUGGAAAUAAGUUUAACCAGAACAUAAUGGUUUGCACAGGAUAUGAAAAAUAUAAGAAAGGCUUAUGUUCAAGUUCUGGUUAUCCAUUGGUAGCAAAUGGCACCUUGAUUGGCAUAUUUUCUACAGGACACGGGUGCACCGUUUCACCAAAUAUUAACACGAAAUUAUCAGCACAAUCAAUUCGAUCCUGGAUUAAAGCAGUUGCACGUGUUUAA
Polistes dominula (European paper wasp) is the source of this 759-nucleotide messenger RNA. RefSeq names its product trypsin-7-like. Gene Ontology annotation, molecular function: serine-type endopeptidase activity. Gene Ontology annotation, biological process: proteolysis. NCBI's taxonomy places the organism in Eukaryota, Metazoa, Arthropoda, Insecta, Hymenoptera, Vespidae. The record is from RefSeq and is a predicted model, not a curated record.